This is a messenger RNA of Sesamum indicum (sesame), 1641 nucleotides long. Lineage: Eukaryota; Viridiplantae; Streptophyta; Magnoliopsida; Lamiales; Pedaliaceae. The record is from RefSeq and is a predicted model, not a curated record.
CAUUCCAAUUCAUCUGCACUUGUUAAUUUGUGGCCAUGGAGAUCGCGCAAUAUUUUGAGGACAAGACAGUUUUCAUUUCUGGCGUCACAGGCUUUCUUGCAAAGCUUUUUCUAGAGAAGAUACUACGCAUUCAACCCAAAGUCAAGAAAAUAUUUCUUUUGAUUAGAGCAACAUCUGAGAAAUCUGUUGAGCAAAGAUUACAUGAUGAGGUUCUGAGUGUCGAGUUGUUCCGAAUUGUUAAGAAGGACUUGGAUUCAAAUGCUGGACUUUUGGAAAAAGUCGUCCCAAUUCCAGGUGACGUUUCUUUGGAGAACUUAGGGAUAAUAGAGUCGAGAGUAAGAGAGGAGAUAUGGCGGGAUGUGGAUAUUAUUGUCAACUCAGCUGCAACAACCAAAUUCGAUGAAAGAUAUGAUGUAGCAUUAGGUAUAAAUGCAAUGGGAGGCAUGCAUGUCCAACACUUUGCAGCAAAAUGUUGUAAACUAGAGAUGCUUCUCCACGUUUCCACAGCUUAUAUUCAUGGGAUGAGGGAUGGACUCAUACUGGAGCAGCCCAUUCAUAUGGGAGAAACGCUUCCCGGAGCUAAAAUAUCUUAUUUGGAUAUUAACAUGGAGACGAAGAUUGUUGAGAAAAAGCUAAGAGAACUCCAAGCACUAAAUGCUACCCAAAAAGAAGUCACUUGGGUUAUGAAGGAGAUGGGCAUUGACAGAGCUAAGUUGCAUGGAUGGCCAAACACUUAUGCAUUUACAAAGGCAAUGGGGGAAAUGAUGAUUUUGGAGGAGAUGAAGAGAAAGGAUUAUAAGCUCAUUAUACUACGUCCAACUAUUAUAACAACUACUUACAAAGAACCAUUUCCCGGCUGGAUUGAAGGAUUAAGAACCCUUGAUGCACUUUUUGCUGCCUAUGGGAAAGGAAAAUUGAGUUUCUUCGUAGUCGAUCCACAAUCCAUACUUGAUAUGAUACCAGGAGAUAUGGUAGUGAAUGCUAUGGUUGCAGCAAUUGCAAGACACUCAAAUGAUGAAGUUUCUCCCGAUUUUGUGAUUUAUCAUGUUGGUUCAUCCAGAAGAAAUCCCAUAAACGCGCACCAUCUCCAAUCUCUAGUGUAUCAAUAUUUGCGUAAGAAGCCAUUGCAUGAUAAUAGAGGGAAGCCUAUCAAGGCGGGGGCUGAACUACAAUUUUUGAGCUCCAUGAAUAGCUUUCACAAAUACAUUGAAAUCCAUUAUUUGCCAUAUUUGAAGAUAUUGAAGCUGUUGAAUGUGAUAUUUUGCGACAAAUUCAAAACAUCAUACACCAAUUCAAGACAAGCUCUCGACUAUCUUAUGCGAUUAGUGGAACUCCUUUGAUGAUACUAAUACUGAAGGCUUGCGAAUUACAACACGAGAGUACAAUUCAAAUGCAGACAUGUUUGGAUUUGAUCCAAAAUGCAUUCAAUGGGAAGAAUACUUUCUGAUCACUCAUUUUCCAGGAAUUGUUAAGCAUGCACUUAAAUAGUUAUGCGUGGUGCGCUAAUUACCAUGUUUUUGGAAUGUAAGGGAAAAAGUACUUUUUGUUAAAAGUUUUUUAAUUUGUGUACGGAUAUUGUUGAGAUUUUUGAUAUUUUAAUAAAUGGGCAAGGGUACAUUUAACUCCUUGUUUAGGCAAAGA